GAGAGCUCUGCCGGAGGGGCAGCAAUGGCGUCGAAAGACGUGAUGCAUUGCAUCAACACUUGCUUACCAACGAUACCGACAGUAUAAAGGAGCCAGUCCAAGUACAAUUUGCAUUCAAGAGACACAGACUCUGCUACUGAAAGACUUCCCAAAUCAGCAAAAAUGUCACACAAUUUGUACACCGACGAAACCCCAGCUGGCGUCAAGAACGCCAAAGGCCUCCAUCUUAUCACCCAAAACACUCCAAAUGGCCAGGCAGUGCAGAUCUUCCUCGAAGAAUUGAAAGACGCUUACGGAACCGAAUGGACCACCACCAUCAUCGACAUUAGCACCAACGAGCAGAAGAAAGACUGGUUCCUUCGCCUCGACCCCAACGGCCGCAUCCCAGUCCUAGUCGACAACUCCCAAUCCCCACCUUUCACCGUCCACGAAACCUCCGCCGAACUCUUCUACCUUCUCAAAUUCGCCGACAAACAGGAUAAAUUCGGCUUCUCCGAUGAUCUCGAGCGGAACCAAGCUUUGCAGUGGACUUUCUUCUGGCACGGCUCCGGAGCCCCCUACCAAGGCCAAGUCAACCACUUCUCCCGCGCUGCCCCAGAGAAAAUUCCCUACGCCAUCACUCGUUUCCGCAACGAAACACUUCGCGUCUUUGGAGUGUUGGAGAUCCAUCUGAGUGGGAAGUAUACGGGAGAGCCACGGGACUAUCUUGCUGGGAAGGGAAAGGGAAAGUAUAGUGUUGCGGAUGUUAAGACUUGGCCCUGGGUCAAGAACUGGGAACGCAGCGGUUUCACCAAAGAAGAAGUCGAGCCUUUCCCGCAUCUCUUGAAGUGGAUUGAUCGUAUUGCUGAGAGGCCGGCGGUACAGAGGGGAAUUGGAGAGGCGUAUAACAAAAAGUGAGCCACUUCGUUGCGCGGAAGUAAAGGAGAGGAUGCGAUACCAACGUGAGAUGUAGGUCCAAGCUCUGAUUCGUGAGGGAAAGCGACUCCCGGGUCUAUAAAGCGUGAAUGGGAAUGAUUUGGGUUGACAGUACCAGCCAUGGCGAGAUGGAUGGGGACAGUUCUCCAGGAAUGAAUAACAGAAAAACUAACGAGACAUUGACACCAAUGUUUUCGCUGUCGUAUGCUUAAUUUGCAUCUGC
Cercospora beticola is the source of this 1138-nucleotide messenger RNA. The record is from RefSeq and is a predicted model, not a curated record. Lineage: Eukaryota; Fungi; Ascomycota; Dothideomycetes; Mycosphaerellales; Mycosphaerellaceae.